CGGCAAGAAAAGGAUCCAAGGAUGGUUUUAGUGCAUGUCGGAUAUUUGGUUCUUCCUGUAUUUGGCUCAGUAAGAAAUAGAGUAUCGAGGCUGGCUCUACAUUCUGCAUUUAUCAGAUCUUUGUCCCCCCAUUGUGUAGCUAAUGAUCAUCUGCUGUGGUGUGGCGUGGCCUGUUCUCUGUAUUUAGCUGUAUCGUGAAUCCCUUCUUCAUUUCCUCUUUCCAUCAGAAGACAUUGCUAUUAUUUUAUUUAAACGCCCCCAAGAAUGUACCAUUCACCCAUAAUUCAUUGUUGUGAAAAAACAAAAAUUGCUAACACCUGUUGUCUUUUUCUGUGAAGUUGCUGUAUUGUUAACAUAUUUUAGCUCUUUAGAGAAUCAAAUAAAUGUCACUGUGUACCUCCCAUCCAGUAUUGAUAUACAACAUGCUGUAAAUUCCUGUAAAGUGGAUACAUUUUGCAUGGGUUCGACUUCAGCACUGCUUUAAUGAAGACCAGAAUUUGGCUAAUUUUCUCCAUGGAAGGUGCAUUGUACAAAUGUGGCUAAGUAGCGGUAGCUAAUGCUCCAAUUGGCAUUCUUACAUGAUAUGUAAAAGCUAUACUAGGAUUAUCCCUAGUGUGGUCAUCUGAGUGAUAAAAAAAUGGAAAACACAUAAAAAUUGAUUAAAUACAGGUACACUGCACCUCUUCCCAACAACCUGUCAUAACUGUAAUACUUUGUUCUUCUUGAAAAGAAGCCAAAACCAAAUUCUAUAAGUAGUAGAUUCACUCACUGGUGGUUCAUCACUUCCUAAUGAUCCACUAACAAAAGUACAAAAUGCUAUCCAUUUCACAGGGAUGCUUAUCUCCUGCACUGCUACAGUAAAUCCUCUAGUAGAGUAAUAACGUCUUUUAUUGUUUGGUUGUGGUUGCUCUUUACCCUUUGUUCUGGUAAUAGUACUUUCAAUGCAUGGUCAUGUUAUGAUUCAUAUUAUUUAGUUUUUACGUUUAAUAGUAAAUUCCAAUGUAAUUUUUCUGUAGUAAAGAUGUACCCUGCUGCACUGUACUGUAGCCAACCACGUCUGCUCAUUGGAUGCUGCUUUUGUUCUUUUUAACACUUUUAUGGAGCAUGGUGGGCUUUGCCUUCAGUCUAUGUUGUUUAUUUUUGUUGCAUGGUAUUUAUAUUAUUAUUAUUAUUAUUACAACCAAAACACAAAUUCCACAUAUACUAAUAUUUUCCAAUAAAGAAUAUAGUAUUUUUCCUAACCUUCAGUGUGCUUCUUGCUGAUGUCCAUUUGUUGUCUUUAUCCCUUCCCUCGUCCCUACCUGCCCAACUCCACCCCACCCGCCUCCACUCCCGCUGUGACAAAGAUAGACGAUUCCCUCGCUUUUCUCAUCACAAGGCCUGAAUGAGUCUAUCCCCUGUCAUUCAUGGAGAUUCUACUACUGAGACAAUUGAAAGUGCAGUGCGCCACUGUUGAUCCUGGGAUCAAAUGCUACUUUAGUAGGCCUAACUCAUUCUGAUUAAUUAGUGACUGGUUAUGAACUGAAUGUGACAUUUAAAAAACCCACCACCACAAUCGGAUGUUUCUGAAAGUUGUCGAGAUUAGUCUCAUUACUAUUUUCCUAGGCAUUUUGUAGCACUGCACCUUCAAAUCUACUACAACUUAAUGAUCCAAAUGCAAUGUAGACAUUUGCCUAUUUCUCAAUUGUAGGGGUUUCACCUGUUUUCAUCUGAAUGUGUUAUCCACUCUUCCACAAACACUUUAGCAUGUACAUGUAAGAAAAGAGCCUAGCAACUACAUUCACAAAAGCCUAGAUGUAGGUUCGUCCCUAAAUGUUUGUGCUAGGCUGCAUAUAUCUCAGUGGAUAGAUUUAGUUCGAUGGUCUUUUUCCACGACUUCUCUUGCUGCUCGAGUCCAAACUAAAUUUUUCCGCCAUGGAAAACAUAUCACAGACUAUGAAGUCUUGUCCUAUAAAUUGUGUUCUCCCCUUUUCAAAUAUAAUAUUUAGUCAUAUUGGCAUCAAUGUCACGAUGUAGCCUAGGCCUACUUCAUGUAAAUUGAAAGCCAUUCCUAUUCACAAUCAAUGUUAUUUCCAUUAGAAUUGUCAGCCCUAUCUAUCUACACACACACAGUAUUAAAACCUAGACAGUGCACUAUAGUACAGUGGUAGUAUCUGGUUCUCCCUCUCGAGCCUCAACAGCAGCCUGUUCUUUUCAGCUGCCAAAUAGCUGUGGUUAGGAAGAGGGGAAAAGUACUGAGCUGGUAUGCAAUGCAUUCAAGCUAUUUCCCCUGAACCAAGGAAUCUACAUAUGGGAAAGCUUUGGCUAGCACUGUGUCUGAGUGAGAGAAAGAGCGAUAUAGGCAGUAUGUAAAUCGAUACUGAUUUCUGGUUGGAGAUAGACGUUGUAGGCUUAACAUUUUGCUGAUAGAGACAUAUGGGUAGUGAUAGAUAAACAUUCAGUUUUGUUGUACUAUAUAAUAUAGCCUUAUGUUACCCACAGUUCAACAGGUGAGAGAGUUCUCAGAAAAAGGACUCACUCACAGCAAUGUCAUCACAUUGGUAAAAUCCUCUGAUUAUAAUGGAGAAACAGUUUCUUUACAAAAAAACAUCUCUUAGGAAUAGAUGUUCUCUGUUUUUUUGUCCUUCUGUGGAUGAAUGAUGUGAUUGAUCAGCAGAAUGUCAUACAGUAGAUCUAGAAACACUUCUGACAGCAGUUGUGCACUUCUAUCAAAUGGAUUCAUGGUCAAUCACAUAUAUUGCACACAGCUUUUAAAACUAGCCUAAUUUGGAAACCACUUGAAUACACAAUUUAAAUGCACAGUCCUGGCUGCGCCCAUUGCCGAAGAGUCAGAUGCCCAGAGGUGAGAAUCCAAACAGAGGGUCAAAUGUGACAUGAUGCCAUAAAAGACCAUUAAUGUUUGGAAAAAUUAACAUUUUCUAUGUUACUUCACCAUAUCUCCCUAUCCCCUCCUCUUCACCAUAGGUAAGAGUUAGGGCUUUUAUAAAGAUCAUCCUACAGAAAUACAAUUACAACACAGAAACACACACUGUUAAUUCUAACCUACCAUUUCUCUCUCAGGUGUCUGACUCCCUCUUGAUGUUUCCACAGGAUCCCACUUUAACCGGCAGCAGCAGCAGCAUAGCCAUGCUACCUCUUGCCGGCACUUCCAGCUAGGCCCCCAUGCCGCGCUGCCCAUUGACUUCCCCAUGCCCCACCCAGUUCAGCCCCAGUCGGGCAUAAACCCCCACCUGCCUCCCUCUGGCCACCAGCAUCCUCCCCAGCUCCACUCGCCCCUCAACCCCCUACCCCCCGUACCCCAGUUCCAGGACCUCUUGGUCCCCCCUUUCCUACCUCAGGCCUUACACCAGCAAUACCUCCUCCAACAGCAGAUCCUAGAAGCCCAGCACCGCCGCAUCAUGCCACCUUCCAGCAGACGCACCCCAGAGAGAAUGCCCCACCAGCCCCACAGACUGCGGCUGGGGUACGAGUUUGCUCCUGCCCUCCAUGUCCCCCCACAGCCUGUUGGCCAGCAGCCUCGCUACCUGGCCGAAGGCACAGACUGGGACCUGAGUGUGGACGCGGGGCUUCCCCCCCACCAGUACCACGUCCGCCCACUGCCCCAGCACUUUCAACACUACCUGACCUCUCCCAGGAUGCAUCACUUCCCCAGGAACAACGCCUCCACCCAAGUGGUUGUCCAUGAGAUCAGAAACUACCCGUAUCCUCAGUUACACCUGCUGGCCCUGCAGGGCCUCAACCCCUCCCGCCAUGCAUCCGCUGUGAGAGAGAGCUACGAGGAGCUCCUGCAGCUGGAGGACAGGCUGGGCAGUGUGAACCGAGGGGCCAUCCAGACCACUAUUGAAAGGUUCACCUUCCCUCACAAAUACAAGAAGAGAAUACCCCAGGACCUGAAGCUAGGGCUGGAGGAUGAGGAACUGGAUACAGAUGAGAAGUGUACUAUCUGUUUAUCAAUGCUGGAGGAUGGAGAGGAUGUCAGGAGAUUACCCUGCAUGCACCUCUUCCACCAGGCGUGUGUAGACCAAUGGCUGGCCACCAGUAGGAAAUGCCCCAUAUGCAGGGUGGACAUUGAGACCCAGCUGACACCAGACAGCUGAUGCUUCCUCUCCCUGCCCCUUCCUGUAAUACCCCAUAGCAUCCCUAGGAGGAGCUCUGCCAAACGUCCACCUUCCCAUCCGCAUCACUUAUGAGCCUGCCUUCUGAGCCAGUCGAAGAAGACAAUGAAUGGAAGGGGACGAGAGAGCGGGGGAGGGAGGGAUUAAGAAACCACACUGAUCAAACAAUAGAGAAACAAAACAGGCCGAUAGAUGGAUGGAGAAGAGAGGCAGAAGGAUGGCAGAAUGUAUAGACAGGUGCUGGGGCUUGAUGAGUCUCCAUUGGGUUGUGCACAGUAGCAUUCGCUUCUCCAUACACCUACUCAAAGAUGAUUCUCAAUCAAACCCCCUAGCUUGUGUGUGUAUUGUGUUGCUGAGGGUUUAUAUAUAGGUCUGUUCUCGACCGCUGAUGUGUAUUGGUCUCCCUCCGUGUGAUGAAACCCAAACGCUGAGCUCUAACUACAGCACAUCUGUGCAAUCAUGACAAGAUAUGAAAUCAGCAAGGGAAUGUUUCUUGAAAUGAGCUUCUGUGGCCUAAUGCUUAGGGUGUUAUGGAGUGUAGUAGUCUUGUAAUUGAUUGCCAGUAUUUACAACAGAGUGACAGUGUUGUGUAGCAAGCAAAAAUCCCACUUUGAGAAAUAAGGUGGGGGAAAAAAUAGGGAAAAUACUCCUAUUUAACAAAGGAGAAUAGGCGUACAGACAGACUUUAGACAAUGAGGAAGUGCUAGCUAUGUACAAAGGCCAAACAUUUUGUGGGUUUCCAGUACAGUAGAUCUCUGCCAUCACAGUGGAUGCUAGAGAUGCUAACCAGGCAUGGCUUUAGUGGUCUGCAUUGUGCUGUAGUGGGGCCUCUAUAGUCUAAAACAGAGGCCCCAGAUAUGCAUGCUCUAUGGCAGGCUUGGGCUGUCUUGUGAUUGUGGAGCAGUAGAAAGUCUGCAGUCUCUCUGCAUGUGAACCAUAAAUAGUAUGACUCUUUUACUCAUCCAUGGAGCAGGAUGACAUUUCCCCUAGACGCUGAUCUUCUGUCACUGUUGCGUCUCCCCUCCUAAUGAUUAAGAUUAGGAUUGGGGGAGGGGUAAAUUGAUUUAAAGAACUGUGCUUAUGGGCAAUUUCUACUCACAGCCUCAUCCAUAGCACGAUCUUAAAGGCUGGCAUGGGCUGGAGGAUGCAGUGUCUGUGUCUUGUCUUUAGAGUAAAUACAAUGUAAUCCUUUUCUAACAUAUACCAGUACCUUAUUGCCUACAGAACAAGCACAUGUGAGUUAUACAGUGCAUAGCAAACAACCUCUGUUUCGGUUCCCUUCAUUUCAAUCUCAGUUGCUCCCGUUGUUCGAUACAGGAAUACAGCUGGUGUUCCUAGGAGAUAUCCAACUAGUAGGCCUUUGUUCUGUGUCCUAGAAUGUGUAAGAUGGUCCCCCAUGAUGGUAGUUGUGUAUGGUAUUGCUAGAACAUCUGUAAACUGUUCAGUGAUGGAAGCUGUUUUCUCUAUAUCGUGCAUUAAUCAUGUUGGUGUAGUUCACUUGAAAGAGGGUUAAAGGGAGAAAAAGCCAUUCGUUUGAAAAUACCAAACAAUUAUUCUUACUAUUUACAUUUCUUUGAUUUUUAAAAAUUGUUUUCUUCAUUUUGGUUUCCUUACUAUUCAUUUGUUUUGAGCGCUCAUGCCAAUUUGGACAUUGGACCAAGUAAAGCCAAGUCCUUGUCCAUUUUUUUUUACAAUUUUGAAGAAAUGGUUCCAAUGCUGCAAAAAAACAUAUUUAUUAAUGUAGCUUGUGUUUUGUAAAUGCACUAAAAUAUGGGGUUGCCUGAAGUAGAUUUGGUGGUGUGGGGUCUCCUUGUUCUAGCUUAUGCGUCUGUGUUCGGUUACACGUAUCUUCAUGCUUCCUUGUGUACUCUUGGAGGUUGACUUGACUGUGUUGCGUUUUUCCUUUGUCCAAACCCUCCAUCCAAAAAAACUAAAGACAGAUAAACAAGGAGGGUUGCUACUUCACAUAGGAUGCUGUGAGUUGAAAUGCCUUAAGUAUUUAACAAUCAUAAUUUAUUACUAACCGUAGCUAUUGUGGUGGCAUAUUUCAUGUCUUUUCUCUCUUGACUUUGCAAUUGAAUCAAUCUAUUUAUUUAGAAAUAACACAAUGUAAAAAAAUAAAUAAUAAUACCUCAUUAUGCAUUGGUUGGUGGGGAUGCUUUGCAUGCAAGUUGUGUUUUUCAUAAGGAGACAGUGUCAUUUGGAAGGGUGACUAGGGUGUAAUGUGAGCUGUCUCUAGCCAACGUGGUGCUGUUGAUCUUGAUUUACAUUCCAUUCAAUGUCAUAUCGAAGAUUCCCCCCUCUGCUUUGAUCGAGUGGACAGACUGUGACUAGGUGCAAAUGUUUUAGCAUGUAAACCUCCUAGCAUGGCUAUACCCCUUGCUGGAAAUAUGAUACUAUUUUAUUUUUCAUAUUUAUCCCUGAUCAUUACCAGUUGCUCAGUUUGUUUUCAUUUGUUUUGAUUUACCUCGAUUGUAUAUUUCACCAUAUCUGGAUGUUGGGUGUCUCAUUUUUACAUUUUAGUCAUUUAGCAGACGCUCUUAUCCAGAGCGACUUACAGUUAGUGAGUGCAUACAU
Coregonus clupeaformis (lake whitefish) is the source of this 6692-nucleotide messenger RNA. Its product is annotated as E3 ubiquitin-protein ligase RNF165-like. Gene Ontology annotation, molecular function: zinc ion binding; ubiquitin protein ligase activity. Bases 3189 to 4097 code for a protein of 302 amino acids. Lineage: Eukaryota; Metazoa; Chordata; Actinopteri; Salmoniformes; Salmonidae. The record is from RefSeq and is a predicted model, not a curated record. The transcript is spliced from 8 exons.